Messenger RNA from Leguminivora glycinivorella, 1787 nucleotides. RefSeq names its product elongator complex protein 3 (gene Elp3). The record is from RefSeq and is a predicted model, not a curated record. Gene Ontology annotation, cellular component: cytoplasm; nucleus; elongator holoenzyme complex. Gene Ontology annotation, biological process: tRNA wobble base 5-methoxycarbonylmethyl-2-thiouridinylation. Gene Ontology annotation, molecular function: iron-sulfur cluster binding; acyltransferase activity, transferring groups other than amino-acyl groups. Bases 97 to 1761 code for a protein of 554 amino acids. The transcript is spliced from 7 exons. NCBI's taxonomy places the organism in Eukaryota, Metazoa, Arthropoda, Insecta, Lepidoptera, Tortricidae.
GAUUUUUGGACUGUCAUUGUCAAAGUGACGAAUUUUAUUUAAUUCACACGCGCAGUUUAAUAACUUUUAUCCGUGCAAUAUUAAAUAGUAUUCAAAAUGGCUAAAAAGAAACUUUUGCCAAAUUUAUCUAAAGAGGAGAAAAUGGUGAUAGUAAUAUCGGAGAUCAUACAAGAGUUGUUGGUCGCUCAUCGCCAAGGGAAAGAUGUUAACCUAAACAAGAUGAAGACGCGUAUUUCUUCGAAAUAUGGUCUAGGGACUUCUCCUCGUUUGGUGGAUAUCAUAGCGGCGGUGCCGGCGGAUUCAAAGAGUAUAUUGGUGCCCAAAUUGAAGGCUAAGCCUAUACGUACGGCGUCAGGAAUCGCUGUGGUUGCGGUGAUGUGUAAGCCUCACAGAUGUCCGCACAUAAACUUCACGGGGAACAUUUGUGUGUACUGCCCGGGCGGUCCGGACUCGGAUUUCGAGUACUCUACGCAGAGCUACACGGGCUACGAGCCGACGUCGAUGCGCGCGAUCCGGGCGCGCUACAACCCGUACCUGCAGACUCGCCACCGGGUGGAGCAGCUAAAGCAGCUGGGGCACAGUGUGGAUAAGGUGGAGUUCAUUGUUAUGGGUGGGACAUUUAUGAGCUUGCCGGAGGACUACAGAGACUACUUUAUUAGGAAUCUCCAUGAUGCCCUCUCCGGACAUACAUCAAGUUGUGUUGCUGAGGCUGUGAAAUAUUCAGAGAGGGCCAAGACGAAGUGCAUCGGAAUCACUAUUGAGACUAGACCGGACUAUUGUUUGCAGAGGCAUAUGAGUGACAUGCUUAACUAUGGGUGCACCAGGUUGGAAAUAGGUGUGCAGUCUGUGUAUGAAGACAUAGCUAGAGACACCAACAGGGGACACACAGUGAAGGCUGUCUGUGAGAAUUUCAACUUGGCUAAAGAUGCUGGGUACAAGAUAGUCGCCCAUAUGAUGCCAGACCUUCCUAACGUAGAUUUCGAACGAGACGUCGAACAAUUUAUAGAAUUCUUCGAGAACCCCGCUUUCAGGGCCGAUGGUCUAAAGAUCUAUCCAACCUUAGUGAUCAGAGGAACAGGCUUGUAUGAGCUAUGGAAGACGGGCCGGUACAGGAGUUACCCGCCGUCGACUUUGGUUGAUCUGAUUGCAAAGAUUCUGGCGUUGGUGCCUCCGUGGACCAGAGUUUACAGAGUGCAGCGCGAUAUCCCAAUGCCUCUGGUCUCCAGCGGCGUAGAACAUGGUAAUCUGAGAGAGCUGGCGCUCGCUCGCAUGGCAGAUUUGGGAACGGACUGCCGAGAUGUUCGCACUAGGGAGGUUGGCAUACAGGAGAUUCACAACCGCGUGCGACCUUAUGAGGUGGAGCUUAUUCGCCGCGACUACGUAGCCAACGGCGGUUGGGAGACGUUCUUGGCAUACGAGGACCCCGACCAGGACAUCCUAGUAGGGCUACUGAGACUCAGGAAAUGCGCCAGUGACACUUACCGCCCCGAGCUCAAACCUGGACCCGGCGCGGACUUUAAACAGUGCAGUGUGGUUCGGGAGUUGCAUGUCUAUGGUAGCGUUGUGCCGGUAAACGCCCGCGAUCCAACCAAAUUCCAGCACCAAGGUUUUGGAAUGCUCCUCAUGGAGGAAGCAGAGCGCAUCGCGCGCGAGGAGCACGGCUCUGACAAAAUGGCGGUCAUUUCGGGCGUCGGCACGCGCAACUAUUACGCCAAGAUUGGGUACCGGCUCGAGGGACCCUACAUGGUCAAGAUGCUUUGAAUAAAAUAUACCUACUGAUAAAUCGU